Molecule: messenger RNA, 1482 nt
Organism: Ctenocephalides felis (cat flea)
Lineage: Eukaryota; Metazoa; Arthropoda; Insecta; Siphonaptera; Pulicidae
Product: glutamate receptor ionotropic, kainate 2-like
Exons: 8
Coding region: 10-1371 (453 amino acids)
Biological process (GO): monoatomic ion transport; modulation of chemical synaptic transmission; synaptic transmission, glutamatergic
Cellular component (GO): plasma membrane; postsynaptic membrane
Molecular function (GO): transmitter-gated monoatomic ion channel activity involved in regulation of postsynaptic membrane potential; glutamate-gated receptor activity
Source: RefSeq, a predicted model, not a curated record
CCAUAUGGCAUGUUGAAAAAGUCCAGCGUACAACUAUAUGGAAAUGACAGAUAUGAAGGUUUCGGGAUAGAAUUAAUCGACGUCCUGUCAAAAAUGUUGGGAUUCACGUAUACAUUCCUAAUCCAGGAAGACGGAGUAUAUGGGUCGCUCAACAGGGAAACCGGACAAUGGAAUGGAAUGAUUAAAGAGCUAUUAGAAUAUAGGGCAGACUUGGCUAUAACUGAUCUAACGAUUACUUCGGACAGAGAAAGCGCAGUUGACUUUACAAUGCCAUUUAUGAAUUUAGGCAUCACCAUCCUGUACCAGAGUUCGACGAAGCAGCCACCUUCGUUGUUUUCGUUCGCCUCGCCCUUCUCGACCGAGGUCUGGUAUUAUCUUGGUGGAUCAUACGUGGGGGUCUCGAUACUGUUGUUUAUCCUCGGCCGUAUAUCACCGGCCGAAUGGCAAAACCCGUUUCCUUGUAUCGAAGAGCCAGAGUUAUUGUACAAUCAAUUCAGUAUCAAGAAUUCUUUCUGGUUCACUAUAGGAUCGCUCAUGCAGCAAGGAACUGAAAUUGCACCGAUUGCUGCUUCAACGAGAAUGGUUGCUAGUAUUUGGUGGUUUUUUACACUGAUUAUGGUUUCGUCCUAUACUGCGAAUUUGGCUGCUUUUCUUACUAUAGAACCAACAUCAGUCGCCUUCAGUAAUGCCGAAGAAUUAGCCGAACACAAAACUAUCAAAUAUGGUGCCAAGAGGGAUGGAUCUACCGUCAAUUUUUUCAGGGAUGCCGUCUACGAGCCCUACCAAAAAAUGUACCGGGUGAUGAUGGAUAACCCAGAUCAGAUGACAUCGAGUAACCCUGAAGGGCAAGCCCGUGUCAAAGAAGGAGGUUAUGCAUUUCUCAUGGAGUCGACGUCCAUCGAAUACAUAACUGAGCGUCAGUGUGAUUUAACGCAAGUUGGAGGGUUAUUAGAUGACAAAGGAUACGGAAUUGCUAUGAGGAAAAAAUCUCCAUAUAGACAUACAUUGAGUGCUGCAGUACUAAAACUUCAAGAACAAGGUACAUUAGCACAAAUGAAGAGGAGGUGGUGGAAAGAAAAGGACGGUGGAGGUGCUUGUACGCCUGACGCAGUAGCAUCAGGUGGUGCUGAUCGUUUAGGUAUACCAAAUGUGGGCGGCGUGUUUGUGGUACUCGUAGUCGGAUCUGCGAUGGCAAUUUUCAUAGUGCUUGGAGAAUUAAUUUUCAAUGUGAUAAUGAAAGCAAGAAGACUCAAGACCCCAAUAAUGACUGAAAUGAUUGAAGAAUUCAAGUUCGUAUUCAGUGGAGCAGACACUAAGCCGAUGCGGUACAGAAGUCAGAGCAGGAAAAGUUCGGCUGAACGCAAGAUUUAACUGGAAUCUCUGAUGGUAGUGAUGGAUCUGGCCAAGACCGCGAUGAACCCUUACCUUAUGGUUUUUCUGUUCUUUUGGGAAGUAAAAAGAGUCAACUUGAUGUGUUCAGAC